CGCCUCUUGAUAACGACCUGCCCUGAGACCUGUCCGCUGACUCGAACUGACAAUGACUCUUUCCUUUUUCUCUUGCACCUGUACUUUUAAGUUCCUGUUGCCAACCUUUGGCUAUUUCUCCAGUGCGCGCAAGAAGUGAUCAAGACCCCAACAUCGACUGCAAUCAGCGGGUUAGACUCAGUCCGUUUCGGUAUUCGAGCAGGAAUCGACCCUGCUUGGGGAACAAUCAACCUCUGGUUAUCCGUUCAACUUUCCACUCUUGUUGUUGGCGACAUGGAAGCCCUCUCCAAAGCGCCCGAUGUGGGCGAGGCACUCUCGGGAGUGUUUGGAAGUGUCAGCUUGACGGCCUGGAUAUGUCUUUUGCUGCCACAACUGAUUACAAACUACAAGGCCAAGAGCGCUGACGGCCUAUCCAUGAACUUCCUGAUCAUAUGGCUUCUGGGCGACAUAGCGAAUCUGCUUGGCGCACUCUGGACAAGUUUGGCACCAACCGCUGUAGCACUUGCCUUGUAUUUUUGUUUCGCCGACCUGGUCCUCAUUGGCCAAUGCAGCUACUACAACGCCGUUAACGCCCGCCGCCGCAGCCGCAUCGAAAGACAUGCCCGAAGUGCACGACAUUCCUCUGCCGAGACACAAGAAACCGACACAACGGCUGUAGAGGACCCUUCUGAGCACGACCCGUUGUUGGAUCAUGAGCACCCGCGUCGGUCGCGCAGCGAUUCUACGGGAUUGCCCGGCUCUCACCGUCGGCACUCGAUGCGCCACAGGGAGAGCACUCUCGAUCCAUUGACCAGAAUCGUCACAGGUGAAGACGAAACUCCUGACAGCAAUCCUUGGCUGCACAACACCCUGAGCUUGGUAGCUGUUUGGGUCGUCGGCGCUGCAGGCUGGUUCAUCAGCUACAAGAUGGGUGCGUGGGACGUUGAGGAUGGGUUACCCGAUGGUGGAGACAACACGAUUUCCCAAGAGCCACAGGCCGUCAUUGGCAUGAUCCUGGGCUAUUUCAGCGCCGUCUGUUACUUGUGCGCUCGAAUCCCUCAGAUCAUCAAGAAUUACCGUGAGAAGUCUUGCGAAGGUCUUGCCCUGUUGUUUUUCCUGCUCUCGCUCACGGGCAACCUCACAUAUGGAGCAAGCGUUAUCGCCUACUCUCAGGAAAGAGACUAUAUUGUCAGAGCCCUCCCUUGGCUCCUGGGCUCGCUCGGUACUAUGCUGGAAGACUUGAUCAUCUUUGCCCAGUUCAGACUCUACUCGCCGCAACGUGAGCCAAAGACGCAUCAUACCGCCUGAAGAGCUGGCUCUUCGCUUACACGAAGCAAACGACACGCAUUUGCUGGGAGAAACGGCCUGUUUAGAGGAUAGGAAUCAGCGUUCAUGAGUUCAAUGAAAAUAUCUGUCAACGGUAUGUGAUGGAUACUUUUUGGUUACUUGGGUUUUGUCAUCUGCUUUUUUUCUUCUCCAUUUUUUGUCAUUUUCUUUUGUCGAGUGCAUUUUGCCUCAUAUUGAUCGGGAUGGCAUGUUAAAUUUCAAGAACGGUUAGGGCAAGGCGUAAGAAUGAUGGAGACAAUGUUUUUUUCACGCAUUUUCUCCGAGCUUUACACAUCCCCGCUGCAUUCUUUCAUUUUCAGUGCUAUCUUCUCAAUAGCACUCUUAGUUUGAGGCCUUUUGAGUUUCGGACUGUCGUACACAUCCUUUUCUCCUUUUCUGACAGGUAUAAGUUUGGGUUGGUGCUUCUUUCCGGUUCAUUUAUGGUGAAGUUCGCUGCUGAGCUGCUUCCUGUGACUUUUCUCCCGAGUUACCUUCCCCUUGCAGCGAACCGCUCCCGGUAUUCAGGGACGAUCGUACGGAUGCUAAGUUCCGGUCGAAUUCCCACGCGGGUUGGCUUCCUCCGGCAGUGGCACUUUGAGUCCGGCCAUUAUAUCAUACAGGUGGCACCUACUGUAUCGAUCUCUGGGAUGCGACGAUUAAUGGGCCCUUUUCCCCUCUUGACCUCUACAAAAAGUUCUUCAGCUCGUUUGCUCCUGCUGUUCAGUAGUGGCUAGAACAUUGUGCGGCCAUGCGAUUUGUGAGACUCGACGAAAGAAAAUACCGGCCGGAUCAUGACAUCCUAUUUUAGGACGAUCAAAGUCGGACCUAAGCGAAUGUCCCUUCUCAUGAGAGUCCCAUUACAUAUCGGUCAAUUUCUGAGCAGUCACGGCCCUCAAUGCACAGUCAAGCCACCUUCUGGCAUAUGGCAAAGGUUUUAUGUUGCUCUUUGGCACGCUCGGAAUACAUGACGGAACCCGUGUCUCUUCCUCUUGAACCCAAGCUCCCGGGAUUUAAUUCAACGAACGCCUGUCCUGAUCAAACUCGCAACUCGUUAAACUUCUUAUCCCUCGUAUGCAACAUCUGAUAUUACGCCGCAGCCAUUCUUCAAGUUUAGACCAAGAAAUUCAUCAUCGCCACGAUGCCGCCCACCGAGGACAUACAAUACGCACCGCCUGG
Neurospora crassa OR74A is the source of this 2481-nucleotide messenger RNA. It is a transcript of the gene gpr-6, whose product is annotated as vacuolar membrane PQ loop repeat protein. NCBI's taxonomy places the organism in Eukaryota, Fungi, Ascomycota, Sordariomycetes, Sordariales, Sordariaceae. Bases 274 to 1287 code for a protein of 337 amino acids. Gene Ontology annotation, cellular component: fungal-type vacuole membrane. The record is from RefSeq and is a predicted model, not a curated record. Gene Ontology annotation, biological process: basic amino acid transmembrane export from vacuole. The transcript is spliced from 4 exons.